This is a messenger RNA of Stegastes partitus (bicolor damselfish), 1045 nucleotides long. It is a transcript of the gene tyrobp, whose product is annotated as transmembrane immune signaling adaptor TYROBP. The coding region runs from base 336 to 896 and encodes 186 amino acids. Gene Ontology annotation, biological process: neutrophil activation involved in immune response; microglial cell activation involved in immune response; positive regulation of macrophage fusion. Lineage: Eukaryota; Metazoa; Chordata; Actinopteri; Pomacentridae. Gene Ontology annotation, cellular component: cell surface. The record is from RefSeq and is a predicted model, not a curated record. Gene Ontology annotation, molecular function: signaling receptor binding. The transcript is spliced from 5 exons.
UUGUUAUCUGUAUUUGAUACAACAGUCUGUUCAACAAAAGCAGCGACGGUGUGCUUUCGUUUCGCUGACAGCGUAACCCGAUUAGAGAUAAACCUGUGGUUAGAGGAUGGCUGUGACACUAGGCAACAGUGAAGUUGACUGUGGCCAACCGCCUGCACAAAGCCACAGGUCAGGAGGAAACGCUUUAUUUCAAGAUACAAUCACACUCGUUUCGGCAGAAACUGCAGGUGUAACUAAGCUGACCUUUUAAGGCUCUUAUCUCGGCCUAACUUGGAAGAUCUCAUUUAAUUUAACUGCUAAAACAGUCAAAAAACAAAACAAGGCCUGUUGAUCAAAUGUACAGCGCGCAAUGUUUUCUUUUUGUACAACACCAGCAGCCGUCACAUGAAGGUGGCACGAAAGAAACAGAAACACCAGCUUCCUCUUCUCUUAGUGGACGCCCACCGCUGACUACACAGACCGUGGACAGUUGUUCAUCUGAGAGCCCUCCCACCUCUGACUUCUUGUUUAUGGGUGCGACAACAAGAAGAGCAGAAGGCUUUUUAUAUCCUCCUCGGCCAGAAACCAACACCGAGAAGAUGUCUCUCUGUAUUGUGGGUUCAGUGUUCGGAUCAGCAGAAGGGCAGCAAGAUUGCGGUUCAUGCUACAUGAUAAACAUGGGCUCCGUACUGGGCAUCCUCGCCUCUGAUAUUAUUCUGACCAUCCUCAUCACCAUCUCUGUGUUCUGCAUCGCAACUCACCAUCGGAGGAGGAGGAGGGAAUCUCACGAUGGUAAAAGAAAUCUGCCAUCAACAAUGUCCAAGAAAAUGGCAACAGAGGUCACAGAGUCUCCCUAUCAGGAGUUACAUGGAGUCCAGUCAGAUGUGUACAGUGAGCUUCGGCACUUUAGGAAAUGAAAUUGUCUGUAAUUAAGUUUAUAAAGUCGAGUCAGAUAAUAUCAAAUGCUUUCCCAUUUAUCUGCUGUAUCUGUGUGUAUUUUCCAUCAAACUGAUUGUUUUAUUUACCGUCGCACUCUCGUUUUGUUUGUAAAAUGUAUCUUAAAGUA